Tyto alba (common barn owl) is the source of this 9160-nucleotide messenger RNA. It is a transcript of the gene MPDZ, whose product is annotated as multiple PDZ domain crumbs cell polarity complex component. NCBI's taxonomy places the organism in Eukaryota, Metazoa, Chordata, Aves, Strigiformes, Tytonidae. The coding region runs from base 630 to 7064 and encodes 2144 amino acids. The transcript is spliced from 50 exons. Gene Ontology annotation, molecular function: protein binding. The record is from RefSeq and is a predicted model, not a curated record.
GCCAAGUUUUAUUUAUUGUUGUUCUCCUGAUCUCCCCGGGUUUUGCCGGGGCCGGUUGAAGGAGGAGAGGGGCCGUGGAGCCGCAGCCUGGGGCGGGGGUUGAGCCCAUUGCUCCCGCCUCGCCCCGGGCCGAGGCGCUGGGGGCCGGGCCGGGGCUCCGUCCUGCGGGCGGGCGGUCCGCGGGCGCCCGCGGCCUGGGGCGGCGGGGGUCGUCCUCACGAAAACAGAAGCCGAUUUUCCCUCAGCUGCUGCAGGGCGCUCUGCUCGCCCCCUCCCGUCUCCCCCCCCCCCCCCCCCCCUCCGCCUUUUCUGCUUUUAACGGGAGCGCUUCGUGCCGGGUGAGGUCCCCUCACCUGCCGCCGCAGGCCUGCAGGCGGCCCCGGCCCGGCGGUCGCGGUCGGCGGCGUUGAGGCUCGCUGGGAGCCGAAGUCGGCCCAGAGGCCCGAGCGGGCCCGGCGGUUCCCGGGGCGGCGGGUCUGGGGGCUCCCGGCGGAGCGGCGGCCGCGAGUCCUCUUGCUCGGGUGUCGGCAUAGACCCUACAGCCGCGAUGGUGUCGGCGCUUCUGGCAGGGAAAUACUGUGUUUGCUGCCUCUUACCAUUAUUGGAAUAGAAGCUGAGAAGCAGAAAACAUGUUGGAAACAAUUGAUACACAUCGGGCCCUUCAGGCCAUGGAGCGCUUACAGGCAAAACUUCGGGACCGAGGUGACAUUGCAAACGAGGAGAAACUGAGCUUAUUCAAAUCCGUGCUUCAGAGUCCUCUCUUUAACCAAAUUCUCAACCUUCAGACUUCUAUUCAACAGCUGAGAGAUCAGGUAAAUAUUACACCUUCCAUACAUAGCACUGGUGAAUUCCCCCAGCUUCUCCAUCAUGGCAUGAAUGUGGGGUCCUUGCCACAUAAUGAGUCAUAUUUGUUGGCUCAGCAGAAUGGCAGCCCAGCUAAUGUGCUAGAAGCAUCGAUGAGAUCCAUUACUUCUCAGAUUAAUGGGAAGUCCUCUAGUGAUGACUUUGAGCAGCUGGUCAGAAAUAUGUCCCAGGGUCGCCUUGUUGAGACCAUUGAGCUUAUUAAACCUUUAAGUGGUGGUCUAGGCUUCAGUGUUGUGGGACUAAAGAGUGAAAACAGGGGAGAACUAGGAAUAUUUGUGCAAGAAAUCCAGGAGGGAAGUGUGGCACACAGAGAUGGAAAGCUGAAGGAAGCAGAUCAAAUCCUUGCUAUUAACGGACAAGCCCUUGAUCAGACAAUUACACAUCAACAGGCUAUCAGCAUUCUACAAAAAGCAAAAGAUAAUGUCCAGCUAGUUGUGGCCAGGGGCACUUUGCCUCAGCUCAUCAGUCCUGUAGUUUCCCGGUCUCCAUCUGCUGCUAGCACAGUUUCAGCCCAUUCCAACCCGGUUCACUGGCAGCAUGUGGAGACUAUUGAAUUGGUGAAUGAUGGUUCAGGCCUGGGGUUUGGGAUAGUGGGAGGAAAGUCAACUGGAGUGAUUGUCAAAACCAUCCUCCCAGGAGGAGUGGCUGAUCAGCAUGGGAGAUUGCGUAGUGGAGACCACAUCUUGAAAAUUGGUGAUACAGACCUAGCUGGAAUGAGCAGUGAGCAGGUGGCACAAGUUCUGAGGCAGUGUGGAAAUCGGGUGAAACUGGUAGUUGCAAGAGGUCCUGUUGAGGAACCACUUCCACCAGCAGUCCCUCCAGGUACACCAGUACCCAUCUCCAUACCAGAGAAACAGGCAGAUGCUUCUGUCGAUAGCUGUGAAGAUGGGGAGAAAUUUAAUGUUGAACUCACUAAAAACAACCAGGGAUUAGGAGUAACUAUUGCUGGUUACAUUGGAGAUAAAACAUCAGAACCUUCUGGUAUCUUUGUGAAAAGCAUUACAAAAGGCAGUGCUGUUGACCAUGAUGGCAGAAUCCAUGUGGGAGAUCAAAUUAUAGUUGUGGAUGGAACAAAUCUUCAGGGUUUCACUAACCAGCAAGCAGUUGACGUUUUAAGGCACACGGGACAAACGGUUCGGCUCACUUUGAUCAGAAGAGGGCUUAAGCAGGAAAAUCAUAUUCAGCCCCAGGAGGACUUCAGUGCUGCUGUUGAAAAGGACAUACUGUUCCAAACAAAGGAUAGUAGCACAGCCAAAGAUAAUGGUGAAACAGAACAGGGAUCUCCAUCACCUCCAUGCAGUACCAGUGUGGUAAAUAUAGGAGAGGACAUGAAACAACAGGAAACAGAUUUUCAGCUAACUACUACAGAAGAAGCAGCUACGAAGGCAAAGUGGCAGAGGAUUAUGGGUUCAAAUUAUGAAAUAGUGGUGGCUGUAGUUAACAAAUUUAGCGAAAGCAGUGGUUUAGGGAUAAGCCUUGAAGCUACGGUUGGACAUCAUUUCAUCAGAUCUGUCUUACCCGAGGGGCCAGUUGGAAGAAGUGGCAGGCUGUUCAGUGGAGAUGAGCUACUGGAAGUGAAUGAGAUCUCUUUGCUUGGAGAAAAUCACAAGGAUGUGGUAAAUAUCUUGAAGGAGCUGCCUAUUAAUGUGACAAUGGUAUGCUGUCGUCCAGUAGCUCCCUCCAUCACUCACCCAGAGGUACUGGAGAAUCUAAGUCUAUCUGACGUUCAGCUCACAGAAAAGGCUCACAUCGAACUUGGAUUUAUUGGCUCCUCAGACACAGAGGGUACAGCUUUGGAAAUAGCUGACGAGGGUCAGAGUACGGAAGAGGUGCAAAGCUCAUCUUUGGCGAUGUGGGAAACAGAAGUACAGCACAUUGAGCUAGAAAAAGGAAGUGCGGGACUUGGAUUUAGCAUACUGGACUACCAGGAUCCUGUUGAUCCAGCAAACACAGUAAUUGUGAUUCGCUCAUUAGUUCCUGGGGGUGUGGCUGAGCAAGAUGGCAGACUUCUUCCUGGAGAUCGACUUAUGUUUGUCAAUGAUACCGACUUGGAAAAUGGAAGUCUGGAGGAAGCGGUACAAGCACUGAAAGGAGCCCCAACAGGAACAGUUAAAAUAGGAGUUGCUAAGCCACUGCCUCUUUCACCAGAGGAGGGCUAUGUCUCUGCUAAGGAAGAUUGCUUUUUCUACACUGCCCAGUCACUUGAGGAGGAGGGGCCAGCUGAUGCAGCCCUCUUCCAUGCUGAGCUGGCUCUGGUGGACUCCAGCGAGGGAGACCUAGGGGAUGAGUCCACCUUUGAGUCUCAGUAUUCGCCAGAGAGUGACGUCUUUCAGGCUUCAAUGAUAGCUCUUCAUGGCAGUGCCUGUAGCGGUGAGCUGAACUACAGCUUUGCUCUUCCAUUGUCAACUCCCAAGCAGUCUGUUGGAGAGGAAUGUUCAAAUGCUGCAUCUGCUUUCUGUGUAUUUGACGAAAAUCUGUACAACAUGGAUUUAAAUCAGAGAGUGAGAGAGCAAAAGUCUGUAGUGGGAAAUAGCCUGGAAACUGCAACUGGUUUUACUGAAAAGGAUCUUCUGCCUCUGGAUGUUUCGGAUAUCAGCCAAAAUGAAAGUGAAAACACAGCAGUGUGGACUGGAUCUCAGACAACAGCAGAAAUUGUACUAAGUACAAGCCUUGCUACUAGCGUGCAGCUUGAUGCCACUGGAAAAGAUCAACUGCUUUUGAUGGAAAAGAGGUGCCCAGUGUCUUUGGAGGGAAGUUCCACAACACCAAAUUCAGUCAAAAACAUGUAUGAGAAAACUAUCACAAUUGCAAAAGGCAAUUCAAGUCUAGGGAUGACAGUAAGUUCCAAUAAAGAUGGCUCAGGAAUGGUAGUCCGCAGUGUCAUCCAUGGAGGCUCAAUAAGUCGUGAUGGACGGAUUGGUGUGGGGGACUGCAUCCUGUCCAUUAAUGAAGAAUCAACCACUAACUUAACCAAUGCACAAGCCCGGGCUAUGCUAAGGAGGCAUUCGCUCAUUGGACCAGAUAUAAAAUCUUCUCCAGCACCUGCUGAUGAUCAGGCCCUCUGUUAUGUUAUUACAUAUGUACCAGCAGAAAAUUUAGAUGAGUACAGUGCCAGUUUGGGACAACAGACAGAGGGAGCUGUGCCACUUGAACUUUUUCCUACACAUGCUGUCAGCAGGGAACUCCCAGAGCUUCCAGAACGUGAAGAGGGGGAGGGAGAAGAAAGUGAACUUCAAAAUGCAGCUUUCAGUAACUGGAGCCACCCCAGAAAGGUUGAACUCUGGAGGGAGCCUAGCAAGUCACUGGGGAUCAGCAUUGUUGGAGGACGAGGGAUGGGGAGCCGCCUGAGUAAUGGAGAAAUGAUGAGAGGGAUCUUUAUCAAGCACAUCCUGGAAGACAGCCCGGCUGGCAAAAAUGGAACACUGAAAACUGGAGAUCGGAUCGUGGAGGUGGAUGGAAUUGACCUCAGAGAUGCCAGCCACGAACAAGCUGUGGAAGCCAUACGGAAGGCAGGCAAUCCUGUAGUCUUUAUGGUACAGAGCAUUAUAAGCAGACCAAGGCCAGAGUCUCUUUAUAGCCCUUCUUCAGCUUCUGCUCCCUGUGGGCAGAAAACUACUAACCCAUUUUAUCGCCAGUCAUCUAAGAACCCUUCCCUACCUUUCCCGCAGAACAGUCUUUUCUGUAGAACAUCAGUCUUCAGCAGCACUAACCCAUUUGCUGAUUCUUCUCAGUUCGACACUGACAAGGAGGUAUCAAAUCCAAUUAGGGUUACCUUCCGUUGUUCCCCAAGUAACCCUUUUGCUCCCACACCAUUCAAGGCAUUCAGUCAAUCCAAUUUAGAGCCAGAAAAGACUUCGCUUUGUAGCUUGCCUCUGCCACCCCCUUCAGCAUUUUCAGGAAUGAGCUGUGAUGUUGCACAGUCAUCUUCUAGCAGAGUCCCAGAAGAUGUGGAAAAGGAGGAUGAGUUUGGUUACAGCUGGAAAAAGAUCGUGCAGCGCUAUGGAAAUCUACCAGGGGAGCUACAUGUGAUUGAGCUGGAAAAAGGAAGGACAGGCCUGGGACUUAGUCUUGCUGGUAACAAAGACCGAUCUAGGAUGAGUGUCUUUAUAGUGGGAAUUGAUCCAAAUGGAGCAGCUGGCAAAGAUGGCAGGUUACAGAUUGCAGAUGAGUUACUAGAGAUAAAUGGGCAAAUACUCUAUGGAAGGACUCAUCAGAAUGCUUCCUCAAUAAUCAAAUGUGCGCCAUCGAAAGUAAAAAUAAUCUUUAUCAGAAAUAAAGAUGCAGUAAAUCAGAUGGCUGUUUGCCCUGCAAAGUCAGUAGAUGCUUCACAGUGUACUUCAGGGACACUUCAACAUCAAGAGAUUGAUAUCAGUGCUGCAAACUCCAGUGCUUGUUCUGACUUCAGUUCAUGUAAAAAUAUUCAGUAUGUGGAACUCCCUAAGGAUCAAGGAGGCUUUGGAAUUGCCAUUAGUGAAGAAGACACAAUUAAUGGAGUAGUUAUUAAAAGCUUAACAGAUCAUGGUGCAGCAGCAAAGGAUGGACGAAUCAAAGUUGGAGAUCAGAUCUUGGCAGUGGAUGAUGAAAUUGUUGUGGGAUAUCCGGUAGAAAAGUUUAUUAAUCUUCUGAAAACAUCUAAAACUAUGGUGAGGCUUACAAUCAACUCAGCAGAGAUGGACAGCCCGACUGCAGCACCAGUCCCUUCCAGCACUACCCCAGCCGAGAGGAGGAAUAUGCAUCUGCCAGCAACUGUCCUCUCUUCCAGCUCACCAGAACCAGAAACAGUCAAAAACACAAGCAGAUCCUCAACUCCAGCCACGUUAGCCUCUGACCCAACUACUUGUCCCAUCAUUCCUGGAUGUGAAACAACCAUUGAUAUCUCCAAAGGGCGGACUGGUCUUGGUCUGAGCAUUGUUGGAGGAGCAGACACUUUGCUGGGAGCAAUCAUUAUUCAUGAAGUAUAUGAGGAAGGAGCAGCAUCUAAGGAUGGGAGACUGUGGGCAGGGGAUCAGAUAUUAGAGGUGAAUGGGAUUGACCUCAGGAAUGCCACACAUGAUGAAGCAAUAAAUGUUCUCCGGCAGACUCCCCAAAAAGUUUGUCUCACUGUGUACAGAGAUGAGGCCCAGUACAAGGAGGAAGACAUGUAUGAUAUACUUAAUAUAGAGCUCCAGAAGAAGCCUGGCAAAGGCCUUGGGCUGAGUAUUGUUGGGAAAAGAAAUGAUACUGGGGUGUUUGUGUCAGAUAUCGUCAAAGGAGGAAUAGCAGAUGCAGAUGGUAGAUUGAUGCAAGGAGACCAGAUAUUGACAGUGAAUGGAGAAGAUGUUCGAAAUGCUAACCAGGAGGCUGUUGCAGCUUUGCUAAAGUGUUCAUUAGGUACGGUAAGACUAGAGGUUGGAAGAAUAAAAGCUGGUCCAUUCCACUCUGAGAGGAGAACAUCCCAGAGCAGCCAGGUCAGUGAAGGAAGUGGCAGUCUCUCAUCAUUCAGUUUCCCGGUUUCUGGGUCCAGUGCACCUGAGGGCUUUGAAAGUGGUCUAAAGAAGAAUACCACAGCUUCUGAAAUACAGGGACUAAGAACAGUUGAAAUAAAAAAGGGUCCUGCAGAUUCACUAGGAGUCAGCAUUGCUGGAGGUGUAGGAAGUCCUCUUGGAGAUGUUCCUAUAUUUAUUGCCAUGAUGCAUCCAAAUGGAGUUGCAGCGCAGACUCAGAAACUCAGAGUUGGGGACAGGAUUGUUAGCAUCUGUGGAACAUCUACUGAGGGCAUGACUCACUCCCAGGCUGUUAGCCUCUUAAAAAAUGCUUCAGGCGCCAUUGAGUUGCAGGUUGUAGCUGGAGGAGAAGUGAGUGUCAUAACUGGUCAGCAGCAGGAUCCACCUACAUCCAGUCUUCAAUUUGCAGGACUAACUUCAACCAGCAUUUUUCAGGAUGAUUUAGGACCUCCUCAGUACAAGACCAUUACUCUGGAUAGAGGACCAGAUGGCCUAGGCUUUAGUAUUGUGGGUGGUUAUGGCAGUCCCCAUGGAGACUUACCCAUUUAUGUGAAGACAGUGUUUGCAAAGGGUGCGGCAGCAGAAGAUGGACGCCUGAAGAGGGGUGAUCAGAUCAUUGCUGUGAAUGGGCAGAGUUUAGAAGGGGUGACCCAUGAGGAGGCGGUUGCUAUUCUGAAAAGGACAAAAGGAACAGUCACUUUGACUGUUUUGUCCUGAGCUGGCUGCCCAAAGGGGUAUGGUCAAUAAGACUAUAUUAUUUACAUUCCACAUAGCAAAGAAAAUGGAAAUGUUUAUAUAGCCUUCUUGCUCUUCCAGCUUCACAGGACUAUGUUACAGUGCUGAAGAAAAAAUAUCAUUUACUAAUAUUUUUGUAUACAAUAGAAGUAUUUCUCUUACUGUCAAACCACUGGAAUGGAGUUGUGUCAACUAUGGAAAGACAUGGAUAUUUUUCCGAUUGAUAUUUCUAUGAAUUCUUGUAAACCACAAAAUACAACAACAACAACAAAAAAAAGGUUUGCAUUAACAACUGCACAACAAAACUGGAACGUUUUGCAAAGAGGCUUUGGACAUUUGAAAUAUGUUGGAAAAAUGAUAUAGUCACCAAAUUAACAAGGAGGUGACAUGAGCAUCAGUAGUCAGAAAACAGAAAUAAGCUUAUUGAAGAAAAAAAGUAUUAACAAAAUGUGUAAUUUUAGGAUAAGAAAGAAGAGUAUGUAACCUGGAGGCAGAUAAUUAAUGGACUUAGAUGGUUAUUUGUAUUAUUUCACAAUGACCAAGUAGAAGGAGUUGGGUGGGUGACUUGGGUGGGGUUUUUUUGCUUGUCUUUGUGUUUAAAUUUCCUAAGUCAUGGUGUAUCCAAAAAAAAAAAAAAAGAAAACUGUGGUUUGGUUUAGUUUGGCUUAGGUUUGGGGGCUUGGACUUGAGUUUUUUUGAGGCGGGGAUGUGUGUGUGUUUAUUUUGAAAGGAGAAGACUUGUGCUCAGGACUGAAAAAUCUGUUUGCUUGUGGAAACUACUCUGGGUGAAAGAGAGUGCCCAGCAACUGCAGUAUUAGAAGAACUAGACUUUUAUUUCAUAAUAGUAGUGUUUUCCAGCCUAUAUGGAUGUGAAAGCAGCCUUCCCAAUAUGAAAUGUGUGUAAGUGGAGGUUCUCCUCUUCCAGUGUGCAAGACUAACUACAGGCUCAGUGCAGACAUUUCUGCAGGCAGCUCAAAUCAGAGCUGCUCAGAGCAGAUUUACUUGGCUUCAGAGAGACUUGUGGAUAUUGGAUAAGCCACAGUGGAAGAAGGUUCUGUUACGGUGUUGCUGCAAUUAUCAGUAGCAGCAAAGGUAGAGUUCUCCUUGGACUGAGGAGGCCUAAAACCAGGAGUUGAAGGUGGGUAAAAGGCUGAACAUCCCUCCCAGUGGAGGUUAGUAGUAAGACAGCAGUAAAGGUCUUUCUGCAUCACCAUUAAGCAGAAAAGGAGAUAUGAGGACCACUAAUAUUGUUUUGAGGUGAUUAAUUUUAGAAGAACAAAUAUGAGAGUUCCUAGUAAGAUGAAACCAUGGAGCUGUUCUUUGGGCAGCAGUGUGAUCAAUAAAUGUAUCAACAUCCUCAGUUUCCUAAGUUGGCAUCCUCACUAAAACUUUAUGCAAAAAAACCCACUUGAAACCUGUAGCUGAUUGUAGCCUGACUUUGCCUCUACUCCUUCAAACUGGGGCUCUCAGGAGUCUGGCAGAUAAAUCACGCUUUAACUAUGAUUUAACUUCCUGCAGAAGAUUUUGCCAAGUCUUUUGAGGGAGAAGGAUACCUAGCUAAUUAGCAUUCUAAUUAGCAGCAAGAUCUUUUAUGUAAAUUAGCCAAAAAAUUGUAGCAAAAAGGCCACCAUCUCAGUUGUCAUUCAAGAGAAAUCUGAACUGAAAAUACAGGCAAUGGUCAGACCAUUAUUAGAGGAAGACACGAAAGACUAGCAUUUCUUUUAGUGGGAUACAAAAACAGUAUGAAGAAUGUUUGUGAAUAGUAUUAGCAAAUUGAUAGGUAUUUCUAAGUGAAUUAACUCAAAGAAACACCCUUUGUCUCUAACUAUUCUAGCAGUUACACUGUGGUAGGCUAAGAUGAAAGAAAACAGAAGGUACUGUUACUGAAUGCUGUUGUUAUUGCUCUUCUAUACUUACUCCUUGGUUAGAGUGAGAAAUGCCUACAUUUAGAGUAAGCAAAGUCACUUUAAAUAGUAUCUAUAUUUGUAACAGAACUAGUGUACGGCUAUUUUGUUACUGCUGUGGUGUCUAAAUGGAGGAUUUAAGUGAAUAAAUUCUAACCUGUCACGAUGAAGAAA